ACAACAUUAUCAGCUGGAAAAAUAUAUAGAUCUUUUAAUUGAUGGUAAACAUUAAUUUCCGGUUAAUCUAAGCAUUGAUUUUUAUCGUUUCCAAGCGUAAAUAUAAAAGUUUAACGUACAAAAUUCUACCGUGUGUAUUCUACCGCCAAUUCGGUCUUUUCCCUCCAAAAUCGUUACAUUUCCCAAGCCGUUUGCUAGCAAUCUAGCUGCAGCAGCAAUACCAGCAGCUCCUGCACCAACAAUAACAAUUUUUGGUCCGGUAAUCAUCAUUCGUUUUAACACUUUCAAAGAACAAAAGACACUGCCGAAAUGUUCUCGCGUACUGUCGAUGUUCGCACAUAAGGUUUUCUUUCUAACUAACGUUUGUACCAAACGAAAUACUCAGAUAACCAUAUCGUGAUCCUCGAACUACGACGCAAGACACAAGCACGUAUUAUUUGUCUUAUGACCCAAUCAGAUGAUUGGAUAUAUGACAGCAAUCGAGAUGUCUAUAAAGAUGUAAAUGCCGUUAUAUAUCUUAUCUCUGUAUUUAAUGUUGCGUUGCUUAUAAUUACUUCUGUUAAAAAAUAUUUUAUUCAACGAUUUGUGCCAUAACUUGUGUAAACAGUCUUCGACUAUAGUAAGUUCUGCUUGUUCGAAAUAGUGUAAUGUUUUGGUAUAGGUUAUGAACAAGUUUUACCAAUUAUUAAUGUUCAACGAUGAAUGUAAACGUGUGAAUCUUUGAUUGAAAUAUAUUAUUAGUUAAAAAAUAUAUAUAUACUUAACGAGUUUGCAAUAAUGGCACAAGAAAGGGAUGAAUUAUCUCGAAAGAGACACAAAAGGGAAAUGGAGAAGGAGAGUAGUCCUUUAGAAACAGAUGACGAUUAUGUCCCGUAUAUACCAGUUAAAGAACGCAAGAAACAGAGAUUAGCUAAACUGGGCAAGCUUGGACAACUUAAAGAUGAAGCUGCUGCUGGAAUUAUUGGGAAAAGCAGCAGUGAAAAUGAGAAGGAUGAUGCAGAUGAUGACGAUGGUCAAGUAUGGGGAAGAAAGUCGAAUAUUUCUCUUUUGGAUCAACAUACAGAGUUAAAGAAACUAGCAGAAGCCAAGAAAGAAAGUGCUAUGGAGAAGCAGCUGAAAGAAGAAGAAAAGAUCUUAGAAAGUGUGGCAGAAAACAAAGCUUUAAUGGGUGUAGCAGAAUUAGCAAAGGGUAUUCAAUAUGAAGAUCCAAUAAAAACUAGUUGGCGUCCACCCAGAGCAAUACUAGCUCUUGGUGAAGCAAGGCACGAAAGACUUAGAAGGAAGCUAAGAAUUCUGGUGGAGGGAGACGAUGUUCCACCUCCUUUGAAAAGUUUUAAAGAGAUGAAAUUCCACAGAGGGAUCUUGAAUGGUUUAGAACAGAAAGGUAUUGUUAAACCUACACCGAUCCAAGUACAAGGAAUACCUACAGUAUUAUCUGGCCGUGACAUGAUUGGCAUUGCAUUCACCGGUAGUGGAAAGACAUUGGUAUUUGUGUUACCAAUUAUAAUGUUCUGUUUGGAGCAGGAAGUGGCUAUGCCAUUUAUAAGAAACGAAGGGCCGUACGGUUUGAUCAUCUGUCCAUCGCGGGAGUUAGCGAAACAAACGUACGACAUUAUUAGACACUACACAAACAGCUUACGCCAAGCUGGCUGCCCCGAAAUUCGUAGUUGUUUAGCUAUUGGUGGUGUACCUGUAUCCGAAUCUUUAGAAGUUAUUAACAAGGGUGUACACAUCAUGGUAGCUACUCCAGGCCGGUUAAUGGAUAUGCUAGACAAGAAAAUGGUAAAACUGAGCGUUUGUCGUUAUCUGUGCAUGGACGAAGCGGAUCGUAUGAUCGACAUGGGCUUCGAGGAGGAUGUGCGAACAAUUUUCUCGUUCUUCAGGGGUCAGAGGCAAACUUUACUCUUUUCCGCCACUAUGCCGAAGAAGAUACAAAACUUCGCUCGUUCCGCUUUAGUGAAACCUGUGACGAUCAAUGUAGGCCGCGCAGGUGCUGCGUCAAUGAACGUGAUUCAAGAAGUUGAAUACGUCAAGCAAGAGGCGAAAAUCGUGUACCUUUUGGAGUGCUUGCAGAAGACUCCGCCACCAGUGCUUAUAUUCGCCGAGAAGAAGCAAGAUGUAGACGCGAUCCACGAAUAUUUAUUGCUGAAGGGAGUUGAAGCAGUAGCGAUACACGGUGGAAAAGAUCAAGAAGAAAGAUCACGGUCCGUGGAAGCUUUCCGCGGCGGUCGCAAAGAUGUACUAGUCGCGACGGAUGUCGCGUCCAAGGGUCUCGACUUCGCCGACGUGCAGCACGUAAUAAAUUACGACAUGCCUGACGACGUGGAAAAUUAUGUACACAGAAUCGGAAGAACCGGUCGUUCAGGGCGCACCGGCAUAGCGACGACGUUCAUAAAUAAGGCAAACGACGAAUCUGUGCUGCUUGAUCUGAAGCAUUUGCUGAUGGAGGCGAAGCAAAAGGUCCCACCGUUCCUGUUGGAACUUUGUUCCGAGAACGAGAAGUAUCUCAAUUUGGGAGACGAACGUGGUUGCAGCUAUUGCGGCGGUCUUGGUCACAGAAUCACGGAGUGCCCGAAGCUGGAGGCCAUUCAAAACAAGCAGGCGUCGAAUAUUGGGCGGCGGGACUAUUUGGCCAGCAACGCUGCCGACUAUUAAAGCAAACGUUUUGUGUACACCGUUCCCGGCGUAAUUUUGUCGCGUGUAAAUAAUUUCUUACAGUUUGUACUUCUAGUUAGUAA
Nomia melanderi (Alkali bee) is the source of this 2738-nucleotide messenger RNA. It is a transcript of the gene abs, whose product is annotated as ATP-dependent RNA helicase abstrakt. Gene Ontology annotation, molecular function: RNA helicase activity; ATP binding; nucleic acid binding. NCBI's taxonomy places the organism in Eukaryota, Metazoa, Arthropoda, Insecta, Hymenoptera, Halictidae. Gene Ontology annotation, biological process: mRNA splicing, via spliceosome. The record is from RefSeq and is a predicted model, not a curated record.